Molecule: messenger RNA, 6556 nt
Organism: Myxocyprinus asiaticus (Chinese sucker)
Lineage: Eukaryota; Metazoa; Chordata; Actinopteri; Cypriniformes; Catostomidae
Product: sodium- and chloride-dependent GABA transporter 2-like
Exons: 15
Coding region: 97-1956 (619 amino acids)
Biological process (GO): sodium ion transmembrane transport
Cellular component (GO): membrane
Source: RefSeq, a predicted model, not a curated record
GGUUCCACUAAGCCAGAAACUCUCCACAUUAUAGAGCAAAACCUGAGAAUUUACAAGCCACUUCACUGGAGCUGUCAGCAACACCGCAACAUUUCAAUGAAAGGAGAGAAAGAGAUUGCGACCAAAAUGGACCCAUCUAACGGUCCUAACCGGCCACUGGAGAUUGUCCCAAACACGGAGGAGAAGAUGAUGGACCGAGGACAGUGGGGUAACAAGCUGGAGUUUGUGCUGUCAGUCGCUGGAGAGAUUAUCGGCCUGGGAAAUGUCUGGCGCUUCCCGUACCUCUGCUACAAGAACGGUGGAGGUGCGUUUUUUAUCCCAUACCUGAUCUUCCUCUUCACUUGCGGUAUUCCCGUGUUCUUUUUGGAGAUCGCUCUGGGUCAGUACACAAGUGAGGGAGGAGUCACCUGUUGGAGAAAGAUCAGCCCACUGUUUGAAGGUAUUGGAUAUGCAACACAGGUCAUUGUGGCUCUGCUGAAUUUCUAUUAUAUAAUAGUUCUGGCCUGGGGAAUAUUUUACCUGUCCAACUCUUUCUCCUGGAACCUCCCAUGGUCUUCUUGCAACAACACCUGGAAUACAGAUUCUUGCGUGGAGUUCCAAAGACGAAAUGGAUCCGUUGAACAAAACUACGUGGAAAACGCAACAUCACCCGUGAUUGAAUUUUGGGAACGAAGAGUUUUAAGGAUCUCCUCUGGAAUUGAUGAGAUUGGGACGUUACACUGGGAUCUGGUGCUCUGUCUGCUCUUGGCCUGGGUUUUGUGCUACUUCUGUAUCUGGAAGGGCGUAAAGUCCACUGGCAAGGUGGUGUACUUCACAGCAACCUUCCCGUAUGUGAUGCUGUUGAUUUUACUCAUCAGAGGGGUCACGCUGCCUGGAGCGUCCCGUGGGAUCCAGUUCUACCUUUAUCCCGAUCUGGGAAGGUUAGCUGAUCCACAGGUAUGGAUGGAUGCGGGCACACAGAUAUUUUUCUCAUAUGCCAUCUGUCUGGGGUGCCUUACCGCACUCGGCAGCUACAACAAAUACAACAACAACUGCUACAGGGAUUCUUUGGCCUUGUGUUUUCUCAACAGCGGAACCAGUUUUGUCGCUGGUUUUGCCAUCUUCUCAAUUCUCGGCUUCAUGUCUUACGAGCAAAACGUUCCGAUUUCAGAAGUUGCAGAAUCUGGUCCUGGUUUGGCGUUCAUUGCAUACCCGCGGGCUGUGUCUAUGAUGCCCAUCUCACCGCUGUGGGCCUGUUUCUUCUUCAUAAUGAUUGUUCUGUUGGGAUUAGACAGCCAGUUUGUGUGUGUGGAGAGUCUGGUCACGGCUAUGGUGGACAUGUACCCGUCUGUGUUCCGCAGAAAGAACCGCAGAGAACUACUCAUCCUCGCUGUGGCCGUCGUGUCCUUCCUCGUGGGUCUGAUUAUGCUCACAGAGGGUGGAAUGUAUGUCUUCCAGCUGUUUGAUUACUACGCAGCGAGUGGAAUGUGUUUGCUCUUUGUUGCAAUUUUUGAGACAGUCUGCAUUGCCUGGAUAUACGGUGCUAAUCGAUUCUAUGAUAACAUCGAGGAUAUGAUCGGUUAUCGCCCUGGGCCGUAUAUUAAAUACUGCUGGAUGUUCUUCACCCCGGCCACAUGUUUUGGUACAUUUGCAUUCUCCCUGAUCAAAUACACUCCUCUGAAGUACAAUAAUGAGUAUGUGUACCCAUGGUGGGGUUACGCUCUUGGCUGGCUGCUCGCUCUCUCCUCGAUGGUCUGUAUCCCGCUGUGGGUCAUUUCUAAGAUGAGUACAGCCAAAGGUUCUCUCAGAGAGCGUUUCCAUGAGCUCACCACACCCUCUCCUGACCUGGCCAAGACCAAACGCGAGCAGGAGAAACUUCAGGCCAUUUUUGCAGCCGAUGGCGACAGUCUUCGCCAGCGGAGUGCCCCGACCAAAGACGGGUACUUCCCCGUCAGUGAGAAGGAGUCACACUGUUAGCCCCACCCCGAACUGGAACUGUGAUGGACCACUCUGUGUUUCCCAGAGGGUGGUCCUUCUAAACUUCCCAUGAUACCUCACAAUACUGGCAGCCAAAUAAACUAUACAGAGACGCCAGGGUGAUGUUUGACCUCCAUUGGUCUAUGAGAGGAUUAUAAGAGCUUCUUUUGAUUUCAUGUUUGCUCUUGUAAGACAAGAGAGUGUGAAGUGUUUGUUAGUGUGAAUAUUAUGGAUAAUGGAAUGUGAAUGUGAACAUGAAACAAUGUUCAAAACCCAUUUUACUUCCGUAAUGUGACGUUUCUAAAGUAAAUUCAAGGGGGAAAAAAAUGUAGGCACAGCAUGUUAUGCAUAUUUGCAUAUUUCACUGAAAAAAAAUAGAAAAAAAUAAAGAAAUGAGAAUUUAUAUUUUGCUUAGAGAAAGUGGGAUCAGGCAGUGAUGUUGGGUGAUGGGGCCUGGCUUGGUGUCGGCGUUCCAAUUAAUUCCAAAGGUAGGGUUUGGAACUGAGAACCGGUGCUUAUUCGGAUAAAUAACAAAAAUAAAAAAGAUAAAAAACAACCGUUUGAUUUUCAGGAAUUUCGCUUCUGUUGAUGGUUCUUGAACGUGCAUUUUCCCACAAUGCAGACGGAACACCAUAGAAUACUCUGACAGUGUUUAAUCUCUACCAUUUCUUUAGACCUUAUUCACAGUAUCGCUUUGAUUUUUGACAGGAAUGAUAACAAGGCUGUGAGGGAUAGAUAAUAGCAUGCACUGUAUAAAGCUCCUAGAUCAAAUCUAAUUUUCCACAACUCAUGUUUUCUAGAGUUUUUUUUGUCAACUGUUUUAGAUGUUUGUACUGUAGCUAGAUGUUAGAAAUGGAAAUGAGGGGCCUGGGUACCUCAGUGGUAAAAUACGCUGCCUACCAUCCCUGGAGUUCGCUAGUUCGAAUCCCAGGGUGUGCUGAGUGACUCCAGCCAGGUCUCGUAAGCAACCAAAUUGGCCCGGUUGCUAGGGAGGGUAGAGUCACAUGGGGUAACCUCCUCGUGGUCGCUAUAAUGUGGUUUGUUCUCGGUGGGGCGCAUGGUCAAUUGAGCGUGGUUGCCACGGUGGAUGGCGUGAAGCCUCCACACGCGCUAUGUCUCCGUGGCAACACGCUCAACAAGCCACUUGAUAAGAUGCACGGGUUGACUGUCUCAGACGCGGAGGCAACUGGGAUUCGUCCUCCACCACCCGGACUGAGGCGAAUCACUAUCCGACCACGAGGACUUAGAGCGCAUUGGGAAUUGGGCAUUCCAAAUUGGGAGAAAAAGGGGAAAAAUCCCCCCCCCCCCAAAAAAAAAAGAAAAAAAAGAAAUGGAAAUGGGAACCCCUGGAGUCACGAGUUUGAAUCCAGGGUGUGCUGAGUGACUCCAGCCAGGUCUCCUAAGCAACCAAAUUGGCCGGUUGCUAGGGAGGGUAGAGUCACAUGGAGUAACCUCCUUGUGGUCACUAUAAUGUGGUUCUCGCUCUCGGUGGGGCGUGUGGUGAGUUGUGCAUGGAUGCUGCAGAGAAUAGCGUGAAGCCUCCACACGCGCUACGUCUCCACGGUAACGCGCUCAACAAGCCACAUGAUAAGAUGCGCGGAUUGACGGUCUCAGACGAGGAGGCAACUGAGAUUCGUCCUCCACCACCUGGACUGAGGCGAGUCACUACGCCACCACGAGGACUUAGAGCACAUUGGGAAUUGGGCAUUCCAAAUUGGGCAGAAAAUCAAAAAAAAAAAAAAGAUGGGAAAGAUCUAAAACACUUUAAAAACAGUACAACUCAACUGUAAGUCUUUCCAUCACAGUCUCAUUUUCAUUCCCACCCAAACAUUUAAGAUGUCGCUACUGUGAACAAGGUCUAUAGUGCGAAACACAUAACGUGACCAGUGUAGUCUGAUUCUUGAACGAAUGACUCUUAUAAGCUGGUUCUUUUGACUCUACAGCGCAACCAGUGUAGGGCAGUUCACAAACGAUUGACUCUUUAGAACCGGUUCUUUUAAAUCUACACCACGACCAGUGCAGUCCGAUUCCCUAACGAAUGACUCUUAUGAACCGGUUCUUUUAAAUCUACACCGCGACAAGUGCAGUCCGAUUCCCUAACGAAUGACUCUUAUGAACCGGUUCUUUUAAAUCUACACCACGACCAGUGCAGUCCGAUUCCUUAACGAAUGACUCUUAUGAACCGGUUCUUUUAAAUCUACACCACGACCAGUGCAGUCCGAUUCCUUAACGAAUGACUCUUAUGAACCGGUUCUUUUAAAUCUACACCACGACCAGUGCAGUCCGAUUCCUUAACGAAUGACCCUUAUGAACCGGUUCUUUUAAAUCUACACCACGACCAGUGCAGUCCGAUUCCCUAACGAAUGACUCUUAUGAACCGGUUCUUUUAAAUCUACACCACGACCAGUGCAGUCCGAUUCCUUAACGAAUGACUCUUAUGAACCAGUUCUUUUAAAUCUACACCGCGACCAGUGCAGUCCGAUUCCCUAAGGAAUGACUCUUAUGAACCAGUUCUUUUAAAUCUACACCGCGACCAGUGCAGUCCGAUUCCCUAAGGAAUGACUCUUAUGAACCGGUUCUUUUAAAUCUACACCACGACCAGUGCAGUCCGAUUCCUUAACGAAUGACUCUUAUGAACCAGUUCUUUUAAAUCUACACCGUGACCAGUGCAGUCUGAUUCCUUAACGAAUGACUCUUAUGAACCAGUUCUUUUAAAUCUACACCGCGACCAGUGCAGUCCGAUUCCCUAAGGAAUGACUCUUAUGAACCGGUUCUUUUAAAUCUACACCGCGACCAGUGCAGUCCGAUUCCCUAAGGAAUGACUCUUAUGAACCGGUUCUUUUAAAUCUACACCACGACCAGUGCAGUCCGAUUCCCUAACGAAUGACUCUUAUGAACCGGUUCUUUUAAAUCUACACCACGACCAGUGCAGUCCGAUUCCUUAACGAAUGACUCUUAUGAACCAGUUCUUUUAAAUCUACACCGUGACCAGUGCAGUCUGAUUCCUUAACGAAUGACUCUUAUGAACCAGUUCUUUUAAAUCUACACCGCGACCAGUGCAGUCCGAUUCCCUAAGGAAUGACUCUUAUGAACCGGUUCUUUUAAAUCUACACCGCGACCAGUGCAGUCCGAUUCCCUAAGGAAUGACUCUUAUGAACCGGUUCUUUUAAAUCUACACCAUGACAAGUGCAGUCCGAUUCCCUAACGAAUGACUCUUAUGAACUGGUUCUUUUAAAUCUACACCGCAACAAGUGCAGUCCGAUUCCCUAACGAAUGACUCUUUUGAAUCUACAAUGUAAAACAUAAUGCGGGACCAGUGAAUUCAGUUCCCGAAUGAAUGACUCUUAUGUGCUGGUUCCUUUGAAUCUACAGCACAACUAGUGUCGUCCGACUCCCAAACAAAUUACUAUUUUGAGUCUAUUCUUUUGAAUUUACAGCGCGAAAGAUACCGCGCGGCCAGUAUAGUCUGCUUCCAGAAAAAAUGACUCUUAUUAGCCGGUUCGUUUGAAUCUACAGCAUGAUCCGUGUAGUGCUAUUCCCGAAUGAAUGACUCUUAUGAGUCGGUUCUUUUGAUUGAAUCUGACUUCCGUCAUGUUCAGCUCAAAACAGAUAAGGGCCUCCACAAACAGUUAUUACCACAAAGUUGAAAGCACAAUAUUGUCUAGAAUGUCACUGUACGUCAUAGCAUUAAGAUUUCACCUUACAGAAAUGACUAGAUUAGCCAAACUUGUUUAAUUAGAAGGGGGUGUCUGCAUUGUUUUGGCAGGACAUCCCAUCAGACCCUUUGCCCAGCAGGUGUCAGAGUGGAACAGAAUUGAAAUAGUAGCUAGGUGUUAGAAAUGGAAAUGGGAAUGUCUUUACGACUGUUUCGGUUAAAACAAUCAAUGCAUCUGCUUUCUGAGGAAGCAAAUGAAUGUUUUUAGAAUCCAUAUGGAUAUGCUUCAUAAAUACAGUAGAAUCUGUAGGAUUUUUUUUACUCACAUCAACAUGAUUUAGUUAGAAAUUAUGAACGUUAGAACUUUCAUCACAUCGUAGUAUGGGAUAAGUAUUAAAGGCAAUGAAUGGAAAUCAGUUUGAAUUGUAUGUUUUGAGGUGAAAAAAAAUUAACAGUGUUAGCUUAAUGAUCAAUAAUUCUUGUGCAUUUGACAGUAUUCUGGGAUGUCAGCUAAUAUAAAUCAUACAUUUCUGUAUUCCAUGAUUCUGUAUUUGUACUGUCAUAUUGAAACUUUAUUAAUGCAGUGUUAGUUUGUCAUCUAGCAUUCACUGUCAAACAGUAUAGAGGUAUACAUGUUUUAACACCUGCGAAAAUCAACUUGAUUGCAAACUGAGGACCAAUCAAUUUUUCCUUUUCAUUGUUUUCCUCACUUUUGGUACAUAUUUAAUUACUUGUAUGACGUGUUGAAGUGUACUGAGUAUGUGAACCACCAGCAAUCUAUAUGUAAAUACCUUGUACAGAGCGGUUGAGUUUGGAUUUUGUGAACUUGUAAAUGUGUUACAUUUCUUUAGCCAGAUAUAUUGCUCAUGUAUAAACAUUACAUCAAUUAAAGAAAUAAUAAUAAUAAAAGUAUUAUCUACACGAUGGAUUAAUCCAUUAAAUCCA